Messenger RNA from Orussus abietinus, 1995 nucleotides. Its product is annotated as mitochondrial 2-oxoglutarate/malate carrier protein. The transcript is spliced from 6 exons. Gene Ontology annotation, molecular function: oxaloacetate transmembrane transporter activity; thiosulfate transmembrane transporter activity; antiporter activity. Bases 233 to 1111 code for a protein of 292 amino acids. NCBI's taxonomy places the organism in Eukaryota, Metazoa, Arthropoda, Insecta, Hymenoptera, Orussidae. The record is from RefSeq and is a predicted model, not a curated record. Gene Ontology annotation, biological process: malate transmembrane transport; thiosulfate transport; oxaloacetate transport.
AGCGAGUCCGAUUAAGCGAUCGGGGGAAGAUGGAGUUAUACUUAACAUUUCUCGGCAGCUGACUCGACAUGUAAUUUCUGGACGCUUGAGCCGGCAUUCAGUGUCUCGGCGAGCUCAAAAGCAGACGAAAACGGUCUAAAACCAGUGUUCAAAGUCCAUUGCUCAGUCAACAGGUCUCGGCUGAUUAACCGACCGGUCCCUCCCACCACUGUGCACAAUUUUAAGGUUAACCAUGGGCGACCGGAAGACCGUGCCGAAUGGAAUCAAAUUCCUCAUCGGCGGGACCUCAGGAAUGGCGGCCACUUGCUUCGUCCAGCCUCUCGAUCUGAUAAAGAAUCGAAUGCAGCUGAGUGGGACAAAGACUUCCACCAUGACCGUCAUCUCGUCCAUCUUGAAGAACGAAGGAGUCCUAGCGAUUUAUUCAGGCCUAUCAGCUGGUCUCCUACGUCAAGCUACCUAUACAACCACCCGAUUGGGGAUCUACACGUGGCUUUUCGAGAUCGCCUCGAAGGAUAGCCAGCCAAAUUUUAUAACGAAAGCUGCCCUGGGCAUGGUGGCAGGAUGUGUCGGAGCUUUUGUGGGUACCCCUGCAGAGGUGGCACUGAUAAGGAUGACAGCAGACGGAAGGCUGCCCAUCGCGGAGAGACGGAAUUACAAGAAUGUCGUCGACGCCCUGCUGCGAAUAACGAGGGAAGAAGGAGUCUUCACUUUGUGGAGAGGAGCCAUUCCGACAAUGGGGAGGGCUAUGGUGGUCAACGCUGCCCAACUUGCUUCGUACUCCCAAGCUAAGCAGGCUCUCCUAGACACCGGUUACUUCGAGGAGAACAUAACUCUCCACUUCUCCAGCUCCAUGAUUUCUGGACUUGUCACCACCGCGGCGUCGAUGCCAGUGGACAUCGCGAAAACUAGAAUACAGAACAUGAAGACAAUAGACGGCAAGCCAGAAUUCAAGGGCGCGAUAGACGUCUUGACGAAAGUCGUCAGGUACGAGGGACUCUUUGCGCUGUGGAAAGGGUUCUUCCCGUACUAUGCUCGUCUGGGGCCUCAUACGGUGCUGACUUUCAUCUUCCUCGAGCAAAUGACGGCGUCUUACAAGGUCCACUUCGGAUAGUCGAGCAUUAUCGAGACCGAUCAAAUUCGGAUCCCUCAACGAUCGUCCCGUACAAACUUGUCCGGUUGACCUGCAAUGAUUUGGUGUAUCCUUUAUUUUUUUUUUCCUUUCCUUUUAGACCGAUCCACUUGUUCUUUUUUGUAAAUAAUUAGGUUGCAUAAUGUCGUGUAGCUCGGAAACCGCGGAAAGGGAGUUGGAAGGACCUCUUCCAAGAUUUAGAUGCGAUCUUAGGACGGCUUAGGUGACGGUUUCGAGUAGCUUUUCCAAAAUACUAGGCUUCCUUGGGUACAUUUUCAUACCGUACUACCUCGGGAGGAGACAUCCGUUACGCACAAUAACAAUCGCGUUAUUCAUCUCGUUUUUGGUUGGUACAACGCGAGGAAUUAAUUCAGAGGAAUUAAUUAAUUAGUCAGGGCGAGCGGGUUUAUAGGUAUUUAUUAUUUGUUAUUACAUGAAUAUUUGGAGGUAAAAAUUUAUGGGUUUCUUCGGUUGGUGGACCUUGCUAGUCGUGAAGUGAGGAAUGUCUAAAGUGGUUUCUCAUCGGUUCGGUGCAUGAUUUUACGCCUUUUUAAUGCGGAGAUUCAAAUUUUCUAUGAGAAAGCACGAGCACGAUCUUUCUCUUUUUUUUUUUUUUUUUAGCGACCCGCCCUCUCCUCCUUUUGAUACGUUAUUUUACAGGAACGAUACAUUCUCUUGAAGCAUUCUUUGCAGAUCGGCGCUUCGUCUGGCACGACGCCGAUCCUAUUCGUGUUAUUAUUUAAGGAAAUCUAUUCUUUGUUAUGGAGUAACGUUUGUACGACGGUUUAAUAAUAACGUGGUGAAUGUGCGUUUUAAGCUGUCCACUUUGAUUACGUCGUUCGAUUAAAUCGACCAUGUAAAAUGAA